Arabidopsis arenosa is the source of this 2148-nucleotide messenger RNA. NCBI's taxonomy places the organism in Eukaryota, Viridiplantae, Streptophyta, Magnoliopsida, Brassicales, Brassicaceae. The record is from the annotation of a GenBank genome assembly.
UUACUCCUUUACACACACAUACAAUAUGGAUAAUUUGGAGUUAUGUGAAGCAAACAACGUUCCUCUAACGCCCAUAACGUUCUUGAAGAGAGCUUCCGAGUGUUAUCCGAAUCGAACUUCGAUAAUCUACGAACAAACUCGUUUCACUUGGCCUCAGACCUAUGAUCGUUGCUGUCGUCUCGCUGCUUUUCUACUCUCUCUUAACAUCACCCGCAACGACGUCGUUUCGAUUUUGGCUCCAAACGUACCGGCCAUGUAUGAGAUGCAUUUUGCCGUUCCCAUGACCGGAGCCGUACUUAAUCCUAUUAACACGCGUCUUGACGCCAAAACCAUAGCUGUCAUCCUCCGCCACGCCCAGCCAAAGUGUUUAUUCGUGGACUACACGUUUGCUCCUUUGAUCCAAGAAGUCCUUCGUCUCUUACCCUUUGACAGUUCAAAACUUCACCCGCUUAUCAUAUCCAUCAACGAGAUUGAUUCCAAUACAAAGCCUUCCUCCAUGGAGUUAGACUACGAAGGUCUCAUCCGUAAAGGAGAUCCUAUGCUGUCCUCGUCCGCAAGUUUGUUCCGUGUCCGCAACGAGCAUGACCCUAUUUCUUUGAACUACACUUCUGGCACCACAUCCGAACCAAAAGGUGUGGUGAUUAGCCACCGCGGAGCCUACUUGACAGCUUUGAGCUCGAUUAUUGGCUGGGAAAUGGGGAUAUGCCCCGUCUACCUUUGGACCCUUCCAAUGUUUCAUGCCAAUGGGUGGACACACACAUGGUCAGUGGCUGCACGUGGUGGCACCAAUGUAUGCAUCAGAAAUGUGACGGCCAUUGAGAUCUAUAAGAACAUAGAAUUGCAUGGUGUGACCCACAUGUCUUGUGUUCCUACGGUCUUUAGAAUUCUCCUCGAAGGACGUCGAACAGAAAAGUUACAAAGGUCCACGCCUGUUCAAGUACUAACUGGUGGUUCAUCCCCGCCAAUUGCGCUUGUUGAGAAGGUUGAGGCGUUGGGGUUUCAGGUGAUGCACGCUUAUGGACUUACUGAGGCUUCGGGUGCAGCACUCUAUUGUGAGUGGCAGGACGAGUGGAACAUGCUACCAAAGCAACAACAGAUGAAGCUGAAAGCAAGGCAAGGGGUAAGGAACAUAACCCUAGAUGAAGUUGACGUGAAGAAUACGAAAACUCAGGAGAGUGUCCCACGCGACGGGACGACAAUGGGAGAAAUUGUCAUCAAAGGAAAUAUUGUAAUGAAAGGGUAUCUAAAGAACCCUAAAGCAACAUCUGAAGUGUUUAAACAUGGAUGGCUUAACACUGGAGACAUAGGUGUGAUUCACCCUGAUGGGCACGUAGAGAUCAAAGACCGAUCCAAAGACAUUAUCAUCUCGGGAGGUGAGAACAUAAGUAGUAUUGAGGUCGAGAGAGUUCUUUACAAGCACCAGAAAGUGCUGGAGGCCGCGGUUGUGGCCAUGCCUCACCCUUUGUGGGGUGAAACCCCGUGUGCCUUUGUUGUACUAAACCACGGUGAAACUAAUCAAGAAGAUCGUGAAAAGGAAUUUGUGACGAAAGAAGAAGAUUUGAUUAAGUAUUGCCGUGAGAAUAUGCCGCAUUUUAUGUGUCCAAGGAAGGUGGUGUUCUUGGAAGAACUGCCAAAGAAUGGAAACGGAAAGAUACUUAAGCCAAAUCUGAGAGAUAUCGCUAAAGGUUUGGUUGACGAUGAGGACGAGACCCGUUCCAAAGAAGUUCAAGGACGCAGUGUUAAUCACAUUCGUGCCAUUGAGGCUAUACGCCCUCUCCUAGCUGAUCCACCAAGUCAAAUUCUAAAUCCACCACCACCCUCGCCCGUAUGGCCCUCUCCACCAUGUGGAUCUAAUAUCGGGAGUCAAGUUACUGCAAUAGGAGAGAAGUCUUGUAGACAAAUUCCAAGGCCUCCUAAAACCAAAAAGAAGAAAACUCCAAAGCCUCUUAAAACCAAAAAGAACAAAAUUUCAAGGCCUCCUGCAGCAAUUCCGUGAUCUCCAAACAAGGGUUUGCAGCAAAGACGUUAACAGAUACAACUAUGAUCCAUUUUGGAGUACACUUAUCCUUUGAAAAUUCAUGAAGCAUUUUAGUGGAUUGUACAAUAUUUUGUGUUCGCCUCGUUCUUCAAUAAAUAUAUUAUCUUAAU